Rotaria sp. Silwood1 is the source of this 2097-nucleotide messenger RNA. The record is from the annotation of a GenBank genome assembly. NCBI's taxonomy places the organism in Eukaryota, Metazoa, Rotifera, Eurotatoria, Philodinida, Philodinidae.
AUGAUUGAUCAAUCAAAUGAUUCACCAUCAUUUCUAUCAUCUAUUUGGACUAAUUUAAUCGGUCGUGUUUCAAGAAAAAGAAAUAGUUUUAAAAAAUCAACAGACAAUGAUGAAUCAGAAUUAUCAGCAGUCGAACGACAAACAGAAAAUUCACGUAAAGGUGGAACUAUAUGGGAAGCUGUACGUAAAGCAGAUGAACCUGCAUUAAAACGUCUUCUUAAUGAUAAUCCAAAUCAUGCUGAUGCACGUGGUCCUGUUGGAGAAUGUCCUAUUCAUAUGUUAUUUUUAUAUGGAACUGAAUCUCAUCUUAAUAUGGCUCGAUAUGUAAUUACAAAUUUUCCAUAUACAAUAACACAAAUCUAUAAUCAAGCUGAAUACUAUGGUGAAAUGCCUCUUCAUAUUGCAAUUAUUAAACGAAAUCCAACUAUGGUUGAAUGGUUAUUAGGUUAUGAACAUAAUAAAGACUAUAUAGAACAACAAUUAACAGCAGCUGCUAGUGGAAAUUUUUUUAAAGUUGGUCGACCAUGUUAUUAUGGUGAAACUCCAUUAGCAUUUGCUUGUUGUACAAAUCAAUGGAAUAUAGCAGAAAUUUUACUUAAAUAUGGUGCUUCUAUGGAUGCGGUUGACUCAAACGGAAACAAUGUAUUACAUUUACUUGUGAUUCAUAAUUUACCUGAAAUGUAUACUACAUUUAAACAACGUUGGUUAGAAGAACAAGGACCAGAAAAUGAAUCAAAUGUUGAUGAUGAUGAUGAUGAUGAUGAUGAAUAUUUUCAAUCAGAGAAAAAACGUAUUACACCAUUAUGGAAACGUUUAAAUAAAGAUGGUUAUACACCAUUAACAUUAGCUGCUAAAUUAGGACAAGCUGAUAUGUUUUCAUUUUUACUUGAAGAACGUAAAAUAACUCAAUGGAGUUUUGGACCUGUUGCAUGUGUACUUUAUCCACUUGAUCAAGUCGAUUUAGAUUUUCGAGAAGAUAAUCUUGAAACACCACCUUGUGCACUUGAAUUAAUUGUACAAAAUGCUCAUGUUGAACUUAUUAUGCAUCCACGUAUGAUUGAUUUAAUUAAUAAAAAAUGGGAACGUUUUGCAAGAAGAAUUUUUUUUAAUCGAUUUCUUAUUACACUUUGCUAUAUGUUAAUCUUUCUUGUUACAACUAUACUUGAUCAAACACGAACAGAAGUGACUGAAGGUGAAGGUGAUGAAGAAGUAACAAUAAGUGUUGAACCACCAGGAUUGAUUUGUCAAACAUUAUGUACAAUAGGUCGUUUAUUAGUUUUAGCAGGAGCUAUAUGGAAAGGUAAAUCUGAAUUUCGAGAAAUAAAUAAUAUUGGUAUACGAAAAUAUUUUCAAACAGCGGGUUCUGGUUUUCUUGAAAAUUGUUUAGCAUGUUUAUUUUGUACAACUAUUUAUAUUGUUAAUAUUUUUCGAUUAUUAAAUAUAAAUGCAGAAUUACCAGCAUUAGCAAUAGCAUCAUUACUUGGUUGGGGUUAUAUGCUUUUUUUUGUUAUGGCAUUUCGAUUAACUGGUCCAUUUGUUGUGAUGAUAUAUGAAAUGCUAUUAAAUGAUGUUCUUCGAUUUUGUAUUAUUUAUGUUGUAUUUCUUGUAGGAUUUUCACAAACAUUUUUCAUUUUAUUUAAUUAUAAUGGUUUUCUUGGUUUUGUUAUUAGUGUUAAACAAUGUUUUUUAGGCAUGUUAGGAGAUUUUGAUCUUGAUGCUUAUACAAGUACAGAAUAUGCAUAUAUAAAUGUAUUAAUUCUUAUUUUUUAUAUAAUUGUUGUAACAAUUUUAUUACUUAAUUUACUUGUUGCUAUGAUGGGUGAUACAUAUGGAAAUAUUAUUGAAGAUGCAACACAAGUAUGGCAUUUAGAACGAGCACGUAUUGUAUUUGCAAUUGAAAAUGAAAUGGACACUGAACAACGAAUUUUACCAAUAAAUAAAUAUUGGACUAAUAUUGAUGGUGAACGAUAUUUACAAGUAGAAGAAGUUAAUGAAAAAGAUUUUCUUACGCAAAAUACUAAUGUUGAAUCUAGUGUUAAUAAUGAUCAAACAAAUUUGAAGAAACAAUAUUCUAAUGGAAGUUCAACUGAAUUCUAA